CACGAACGUUGGCUUGAUGAUUUUAGCGCGUUGAGUCAGCAGGAAAAAGACGCCGCGAAGAAGGCCGAUAUGCCUCUGUUCGCGGCGCGUCUGUUUCCUCAGGUUGAUGCUGUAGCACUCCGAGGCGUCGUAAACUACUUGAUGGCGACCAUUAUUCUGGAUAAGAUCAACGAUGAUGAGUCCCCGCAAGGGGCCAAGGUACAUGCAGAUCUCUUCAUGUAUGCACUAUCUACGGCUGGCGCAGAAGGGUCCUCAGCUGCGGUUCCGAAGUUCCAGAAGCUCAUACGGACCCUGGUAUCCCCCGUUAUGGAUGUUGUAGGAAGCAUCCAUCGCUCCGCGUUUAUCAGCGCAAACAAAUACUUCUCCGACGGGACCAUCAAAGAAGCCGAGGAGAGGCUCACGGCUAAAAGGGAGCUUGCUAAGCCAACGAUCGAAUCUUACCUAGAUACACGACGCCGAUCUGUCGGUGUACGACCCUACCUCGUCUUCGUUUGGGCUAUGGUCAAUCCGGAAGUGCCAAAGCCGCUAGACGAUGUCAGCAUUACAACAAUGGAAGAAGCGGCAGAGGAGUUAGUCAUCAUGGCCAACGAUCUAUACUCGUAUAAGAAGGAGUACGAGGACAACGACGUCCAGCAUAACUUCUUGACAGUGCUCAUGGAGUUACCCACAUCUCCAGCAGCCAACCUUCAAGGUGCCAUUAAUGAGGCAGCCACAUUGUUUGAAUCUUCUCUUAAGCGGUUCAAUAACGCAAGAAGCGCGAUUGCGGCGCGCGGUGGUGACAUUGCUCCGGCUCUUGAGCGCUAUGCGCAAGGCAUUGUGGACUUAUUCGUAGGUAACAUCGAGUGGAGCCUCGUUAUACCCAGAUACCGCGUCUUUGAUAACGAAGCUGAUAGAGAAAAGCGGAUUAUGCGUACAUGAUGCUUCUAACUCAGCUUUACCGUAUACACGUCGGACACUGUGGAUUGCAUUACGAAUCAUCCAAUAUACCCUCAUAUCUCAAUCCCAUCACUAACCCAUCAUCUCCUUUACUCUAC
Messenger RNA from Coniophora puteana RWD-64-598 SS2, 1034 nucleotides. RefSeq names its product terpenoid synthase. The transcript is spliced from 5 exons. NCBI's taxonomy places the organism in Eukaryota, Fungi, Basidiomycota, Agaricomycetes, Boletales, Coniophoraceae. The record is from RefSeq and is a predicted model, not a curated record. Bases 70 to 918 code for a protein of 282 amino acids.